CCAAAGGGCUGCUGAUAGGCAAACAACUGGAAAGUUUUCAUAUUCUAUUCAUGCCAAGAAAAGGUCAUGUAUAAGAGGAGGUUGCUGACCAAGAUCACAUAACCUGUCAAUUAACUUGAUGUCAUCAUAUAUAGCUGGCUAUCAAAUGUUAGAAGAAGAAAUGGAAGCCAUGAACACUUGGCUCUCCUUUCCUUCUCAGAGAAGUCUGGACCAAGAUCUCGCGAUUCGUCAGUUCUGUCCUGCCCGGAUUGAGCAAGAACAAGAAGAGUGGCAGGAGGAAACAUAUGUGAUUAAUGAGGCUGAACUAUGGCUUCCUUCUGAUGAUGUGAGUUCUGGAAUUCAGGCUUAUGAGGAGGAACUGUUUGUGGACAGCUUCUUCAACAAUGAAUAUUACAAUGAGUGCUUGAAUGGUGAACAAGAGGUGUUUGAGCAGUUUGAUGAUGAUCAUGAAGGUAUGACAAUGGCUAUUGAUUAUGAGUACCUUCCUGUGAUGGUUGAAGAUGAGUUGGUGAUGACUAAUUUCUGUGAAGAUGGCGGAUUAGUAGCAGAGGACGCGUGUAAUGAUGGGGUGGAUCAGGGGCUUCAUCUGGUGCAUUUGUUGUUAGCUUGUGCAGAGGCUGUAGGCUGCAGAGACACUCUUCAUGCACGCGCAAUGCUGAGCCAAAUCUGGACUUGUGUAAGCCCCUGGGGGGACUCGUUGCAGAGAGUCGCGUAUUGUUUUGCUAUGGGACUGGAUGCCAGAUUGUCGCUUCUGAAUCAUGUCAAGGCAAAUGGGAUACUGGAAAAUGGUUCAGGAGAUCAGUCGUUGAUCACGAAAGAAGAGAGACUGGAAGCUUUUUAUUUACUACACCAGACAACUCCCUACAUCAGUUUCGGGUUCAUGGCUGCAAAUGAUGCUAUCUGCGAAGCUGCAGAGGGGAAGGAUUUUCUUCAUAUAGUAGAUCUUGGAAUGGAACAUACGCUUCAAUGGCCUCAUUUGGUGAGAAAAUUGGCUGCUCGGUUAGGAGGGCCUCCGAAGCUAAUCAGAAUUACUGGCAUCAAUGAUCUCUGUGUGAAAGAAUAUCAGAUGCAAGAUACCAUUGUGGAAGCUGAAUCUCUGGGAAUUUCUGUUAAAUUCUGCAGGAUAGAUGAGGCCGUAACAGAAUCAUUACUAACUAAAGAAAACCUCGACAUCAGAGAAGGGGAAGCUUUGUUUGUAAAUAGUCUAAUGCAAUUGCACAAAUACGUCAAAGAAAGUAGAGGCUCCCUCAAGAUAAUUCUUCAAGCAAUCAAGAAACUAGAACCGACACUUCUUACAGUUGUGGAACAAGACGCAAACCUGAACGGACCUUUCUUUUUAGGAAGAUUCCUCGAAUCCCUGCACUACUAUUCAGCUGUAUUCGAUUCACUUGAGUCCAGUCUUCCUCGAAACAGCAUAGAGAGGAUGAAAAUUGAGAAGCUGUACUUUGCAGAGGAAAUAAGGAACAUCGUGGCAUAUGAAGGUGCAGAUAGAAUCCAGAGGUAUGAUCGGGCAGAUCAGUGGCGGAGGCAGCUCAGUCGAGCUGGUUUCCAGAGUGUCGGAUUCAGAAAUCCCAACCUGACAAACUUGUCGGUAUCUCUCUGUCAGAGCGAUGGAUAUACUCUAGCUACUGACAAAAAUUGUUUGCUACUUGGAUGGAGAGGGAGGCCUAUAAUGCUUGCAUCUGCAUGGCGAAUUCACAGUGUUUCAUCGUCUUAACAUAUCACGAAAGGGAUAUAAUAAAAUCGAUCACUGGAUCAUUGAAGAACUCAUUAGAAAAUGUUACAGAAGUGAACUUUCUCAUUUGAUUUCUACAUUUUGCAUACUUUCACAUUCUUUUCUCUGUUAGUUUGCUUCCACGUUGAUCAUCUGGGGUAAUAUUAUUUCUCUGUGAGUCAAGGAUUUAAAAAAAUUUCUCGCUCAAGCCAUU
Messenger RNA from Daucus carota subsp. sativus, 1928 nucleotides. Its product is annotated as GRAS family protein RAD1. Lineage: Eukaryota; Viridiplantae; Streptophyta; Magnoliopsida; Apiales; Apiaceae. Gene Ontology annotation, cellular component: nucleus. Gene Ontology annotation, biological process: regulation of DNA-templated transcription. Gene Ontology annotation, molecular function: sequence-specific DNA binding; DNA-binding transcription factor activity. The record is from RefSeq and is a predicted model, not a curated record. Bases 119 to 1717 code for a protein of 532 amino acids. The transcript has a single exon.